GCGCCGCGCUCUCUGCGCUCCCCCAAAGUGGCUGCCAGCCGGACGCCCACUUUCAGGCUUCGGGGGACACAAAGUGAUGAGCGCCUUCUAAAGCCUCGCCGAGCAGCAGCCGGAGCAGCUCCGCCUCUCACUCCUUGUCUUGACCCUGCCCUCAACCCUCCCCAAAGCCACUUAGGGUCCGUGCUCUUGGGGAAGGGGGUGUCGCCGGCUGCCUGGGAUGGCUUCCAAUUUUAAUGACAUAGUGAAGCAAGGGUACGUGAGGAUCCGGAGCAGACGCCUAGGGAUUUAUCAAAGAUGCUGGUUAGUAUUCAAGAAAGCUUCAAGCAAAGGCCCGAAAAGACUGGAGAAAUUUUCUGAUGAACGUGCUGCAUAUUUUAGGUGUUAUCAUAAGGUGACAGAACUCAACAACGUGAAGAACGUAGCUCGAUUGCCAAAGAGUACCAAGAAACAUGCCAUAGGGAUUUAUUUCAAUGAUGAUACCUCCAAGACCUUUGCUUGUGAAUCAGAUCUUGAGGCUGAUGAAUGGUGCAAAGUACUCCAGAUGGAGUGUGUAGGGACGCGGAUCAAUGACAUUAGCCUUGGAGAGCCUGACUUACUGGCAACCGGGGUUGAGAGAGAACAGAGUGAGAGAUUCAAUGUGUAUUUGAUGCCAUCUCCUAACUUAGAUGUACAUGGCGAAUGUGCCUUGCAGAUUACAUAUGAGUAUAUCUGUCUUUGGGACAUCCAGAAUCCCAGAGUCAAACUCAUCUCUUGGCCGCUAAGCGCCCUGCGGCGAUAUGGACGUGAUACCACGUGGUUCACUUUUGAGGCAGGGAGGAUGUGUGAGACUGGUGAAGGGCUGUUUAUCUUUCAAACGCGAGAUGGGGAGGCCAUCUAUCAGAAAGUCCACUCUGCUGCCUUGGCCAUAGCCGAGCAGCAUGAGCGCUUGCUACAGAGUGUGAAAAAUUCAAUGCUCCAGAUGAAGAUGAGUGAGCGGGCUGCCUCGCUGAGCACUAUGGUGCCGCUACCGCGCAGCGCCUACUGGCAGCACAUCACGCGGCAGCACAGCACGGGCCAGCUCUACCGUCUGCAAGAUGUUGCCAGCCCUCUGAAGCUUCAUCGAACAGAGACUUUUCCUGCCUACCGAUCUGAGCACUGACAGGAACUGCCAGGAGUUGUUAACGACUUGUGAUGUGCCAGCCACAGAUCUACCCGGGAGGUCACAGAAUGACAGCAAGGGAGACGAGGACAAAGAGAAAGAGCUUAAAGUCCUGCUAAUUGUGUGGUCAUUGGGGAAUUCUGCAAUACAACAUUUUUCUUCUCUUUUUCUUUUUUUUCUUUUUAAUUUUUAGCAUAAUUGAAACAGGCUGUAUAGAUAUAGACUUUUUGUUCCCUCUUUUACAGCUGGACAGAAAAGAAUCAAUGCCACAGAAUGAUUUUCUAUUGUAGAUACCAUGUCCCUUGCAUUUCUCUGAAUCUGUCCUUUUGUGGAUUCUUGUGAUUUUGCUUCUGCGUGUUUCAAUUGUAUGGCGGUCAGUAUUGACAAUAAAAUGGCUCUUAAUUAUUUGUCAUUUGUUUACAACCUAUUCCUUAGUUAUUAAUACUGUGGUUCUGGUUAACUACUGGAAAUCAUAUUUGAUUAUAUUACCAAUUAGUUAAAUCAGUGCUUUGACCCACUCCUACCUAUUAUGUUCAGAACUAUCCUUUCAAUGGACCCUUUGUGUUGUUUGCAGGUUACUGUUUCUCCCUCAUGCGUUCUCCUCACCCCUGCCCCCUCUUUUUUAAGGACUUUAUUUUGUUUGGAGUUCCCUCUUAAAGGAUUUUAAAAUAAAAGAUCAUUCUUCACCCA
Molecule: messenger RNA, 1828 nt
Organism: Galeopterus variegatus (Sunda flying lemur)
Lineage: Eukaryota; Metazoa; Chordata; Mammalia; Dermoptera; Cynocephalidae
Gene: DOK5
Product: docking protein 5
Exons: 8
Coding region: 218-1138 (306 amino acids)
Biological process (GO): positive regulation of MAPK cascade; cell surface receptor protein tyrosine kinase signaling pathway
Cellular component (GO): cytoplasm
Source: RefSeq, a predicted model, not a curated record